CCCCCCCGGGCGGCCAUGGGCUCCCAGGUGCUGCAGAUCCUGCGCCAGGGCGUGUGGGCCUCGCUCACGGGCGGCUGGUUCUUCGACCCGCAUCAGAGCACCUUCUCCAACUGCUUCCACCUGUACACCUGGCUGCUGCUGCUGGCGCUGCCCUUCCUGUUGUACAUGGUUCUGCCCCCCAGCAUGCUGGUGGCUGCCGUGUACUGCCUCGUGGUGGCCGUCAUCUUCACCACCAUCAAGACGGUGAACUACCGGCUCCACGCCAUGUUCGACCAGGGAGAGAUCGUGGAGAAGAGGAACUCCACGCUGGGGGAGGCCGAGGAGGAGGCUGCCCCCGGGGACGGCGACGUGCCCAGGGAUCCCGGGGUAGAGAUGACGGUGUUUCGGAAAGUGAGCUCCACGCCCCCCGUGCGCUGCAGCUCCCAGCAUUCCGUGUUCGGGUUCAAUCAGGUCACGGAGCUGAUUCCUCGGAUCGAGGACACGGGGCCUCUGAGAGACAUCAAGGAGCUGGUCCGGGAGCAAGGCAGCAACAACGUGAUCGUGACCGCGGCCGACAGAGAGAUGCUGAAGCUGAGCUCUCCGGAGAAGCUGCUUGGUGGAGAUCUCCCCCAGACUCCUCCAGGGCCUCCUCCCCCAGAGCCUUCACUGCCCAGCACAGACUCCUCAGAGCGUUCUCCCCUGGCUGGAAACAGAGGGACCCCCUGGAGUGGGGAGAGUGUGGUCGACACUCCCAUGAGCCCUUUGCUCAAAGGGAGCCUGAGCCAGGAGUUGAGCAAAAGCUUCCUGAAUCUGACUCUUCCGGACCGGCCGCUCGUGCGCACCAGCAGCCGGAAGGAGAAGCGCGGGGGGGCCGGUUACCAGCCCCUGGACCGGCAGGGCUCGGGGGAUCCUGUGCCCCAGAAGGCUGGCUCCUCCGACUCCUGUUAUAGCGGCACUGACAAGGAGACCCUGAGCAGUUUUAAGAGCGAGAAAACCAACUCCACUCACCUGGACAGUCCCCCCACGGGCCACGCCAGGGACGGCAGCGACACGGAUCCGCCGUCCGAAGGUGACCUCCCCCCCUCCCCUGAUGCCGGGGUCCCUUCCGACGACACCCUGCGCUCCUUCGACACGGUGGUCGGAGCGGGGACUCCACCGGGGGGCCCCGAGCCCCUUCUGGUCGUCCGGCCCAAAGACCUGGCCCUGCUUCGGCCGGGCAAACGCAGAACCCCAAUUCGCCGGCAUUCCCCCCCGAACCGAGCCUCCCGGCGCCCUUAUCCUGCCCCGGGCCGCCCCCUGCUGGAAGGUGGGGGCUUUUUUGAGGACGAGGACACGAGCGAAGGCAGCGAGCUAAGCCCCGCGUCCAGUCUUCGGUCUCAGAGACGCUUCAGCACCGACAGCUCCUCCUCUACUUCCUGUUACUCCCCUGAGGGGUCCAGGGGGGCGGGGGGUAGGCCCCGGAAGCGGCGGGCUCCCCGAGGGCCCGAAGAAGGGGCCACGGUGCCCCCCAAGCGUCCAUAUGGGGCUCAGCGUACCCCUAGCACCGCCAGUGCCAAGACACACGCCCGAGUGCUCAGCAUGGACGGGGCCGGGGGCGACAGUCUCCGGGUCCCGUCGGCGGGCUCCAAAGCAGAGCUGGAGGCCCAGGCGGGGGGCGAGCCCGCCGUGGCCUUGGCCUCCUUGCCGCCGUCAGACAGCUUUGCCCUAGGCAGCCGAAGGGGACCCGCCGCCAACCAGCCAGGUUGGCGGGGGGAGCUCCAGGAAGAAGGAGCAGUUGGGGGUGGGGCUGCUGAGGAGGGCGCCAAGCGAGACCGGUCGAGUAGCGUGCGGCGGACCCAGGCCAUCCGGAGGCGUCACAACGCCGGGAGCAACCCGACCCCGCCCUCGUCCGUCAUGGGCUCUCCCCCCAGCCUGCAGGAAGCCCAGCGGGGCCGCGCGGCCUCCCACUCCCGGGCCCUCACCCUGCCCUCGGCCCUGCACUUCGCCUCCUCUCUGCUGCUGCCGCGGUCGGGCGCCAACGUGCACGAGGCUUGCACCUUCGACGACACCUCGGAGGGCGCCGUGCACUACUUCUACGAUGAGAGUGGGGUGCGACGCUCCUACACCUUUGGCUUGGCAGGGGGUGGCUACGAGAACCCCGUGGGACAGCAAGUCAGCGGGGAGCAGGGGACCAACGGGGCCUGGGACCGCCACUCUCAUUCCUCCAGCUUCCACUCUGCGGAGGUCCCCGAGGCUGCCGGAGGUCUGGCCCUGCUGCAGCCUCGCCCCGUGGUGUUGCAAGGGAUGCAGGUCCGGAGGGUGCCCCUGGAAUUACCCGAGUUUGACUUACUGGACCAGGACUCCCUGCACGAGUCUCAGGAGCAGACCCUCAUGGAGGAGGCCCCCCCGCGGCCUCAGCACAGCUACAAGUAUUGGCCUCCCGGCCGCUGGACCCCCGUGCGUUACGAGCGGCUGGCCCUGCUGGCCCUGCUGGACCGGACUCGGGGGGUGCUGGAGAACAUCUUUGUGGUGUGGCUGGGCAGUCUGGUGGCCUUUCUGGGCUACCUGCUCCUUCUCAAGGGCUUCUUCAGGGACAUCUGGGUCUUCCAGUUCUGCCUGGUCAUUGCCUCCUGCCAGUACUCGCUGCUCAAGAGCGUCCAGCCCGAUGCUGCGUCUCCCAUGCACGGUCACAACUGGGUGAUCGCCUACAGCCGGCCCGUCUACUUCUGCUGCUCUUGCCUCCUCAUCUGGCUGCUGGACGCCCUGGGCUCGGCCCUGCCCUUCCCUCCCGUCUCCCUCUACGGCCUCACGCUCUUCUCCGCCCCCUUCUUUUUUUGUGCCCGAGAUGUGGCCACUGUCUUUACCUUGUGCUUCCCUGUCGUCUUCCUCCUGGGCCUCCUGCCCCAGGUCAACACCUGCCUCAUGUACCUGCUCGAGCAGAUUGACAUGCACGGCUUCGGGGGCACAGCAACCACCAGCCCCCUCACCGCUCUGUACAGCCUCCUGCGGAGCCUCCUGGCGGCCGCGCUGCUCUACGGCUUCUGUCUGGGUGCCAUCAAGGCACCUUGGCCAGACCAGCACGUGCCCGUCCUCUUCUCUGUGUUCUGUGGCCUUCUGAUGGCGAUCUCCUACCACCUGAGCCGCCAGAGCAGCGACCCCACCGUCCUCUGGUCCCUGAUACGCACCAAGCUUUUCCCUGACCUGGAGGAGCAGAACCUCGAGACCCCUCGUGCGGAAGCCCCCGACCCACUGCCCGGCAAACUGAGGCAGUCUGUGCGGGAGAUUUUGCACUCAGACCUGGUGAUGUGCCCAGUGAUCGCCGUGCUCAGCUUCGCCAUCAGCGCCAGCACCGUCUUCAUCGCCCUCAAGUCUGUCCUGGGCUUCGUCCUCUACUCGCUGGCCGGCCUGGUGGGCUUCCUCACCCAUUACCUCCUGCCUCAGCUCCGCAAGCAGCUCCCGUGGUUCUGCCUCUCCCAGCCCGUGCUCAAGUCCCAGGAGUACAGCCAGUUUGAAGUGCGCAGCGCGGCGCAGCUGAUGUGGUUCGAGAAGCUCUACGCGUGGCUCCAGUGCGUGGAGAAGUACCUCAUCUACCCGGCCGUGGUGCUCAACGCGCUCACGGGCGACGCCCACACCGUCAGCGGGCGGCCGGACAAAUUCUGCCUCUACUGUCGAGCCCUCCUGAUGACCGUGGCCGGACUGAAGCUCCUGCGCUCGGCCUUCUGCUGCCCCCCCCAGCAGUAUCUGACCUUGGCCUUCACGGUCCUGCUCUUCCGUUUCGACUACCCGCGCUUCUCCCAGGGCUUCCUGCUGGACUACUUCCUCAUGUCCCUGCUUUGCAGCAAGCUGUGGGACCUGCUGUACAAACUCCGCUUCGUGCUCACCUACAUCGCCCCCUGGCAAAUCACCUGGGGCUCCGCCUUCCACGCCUUUGCCCAGCCCUUUGCCGUGCCCCACUCCGCCAUGCUGUUCGUGCAGGCCCUGCUCUCUGCCCUCUUCUCCACCCCUCUCAACCCUCUGCUGGGCAGCGCCGUCUUUCUGAUGUCCUACGCGCGGCCCCUCAAGUUUUGGGAGCGAGACUACAACACUAAGCGUGUGGAUCAUUCCAACACCCGCCUGGCCACGCAGCUGGAUCGGAACCCCGGUGCCGACGACAACAACCUCAAUUCCAUUUUCUACGAGCACCUGACGCGCUCCCUGCAGCACACGCUGUGUGGCGACCUGGCCCUCGGCCGCUGGGGCAACUACAGCCCCGGGGACUGCUUCAUCCUGGCCUCUGACUACCUCAAUGCCCUGGUGCACCUCAUCGAGGUCGGCAAUGGGCUUGUCACCUUCCAGCUGCGGGGCCUGGAAUUCCGGGGGACCUACUGCCAACAGCGGGAGGUGGAGGCCAUCACGGAGGGGGUGGAGGAGGACGAGGGCUGCUGCUGCUGCGAGCCGGGUCACCUGCCUCGAGUGCUGUCCUUCAAUGCCGCCUUCGGGCAGCGCUGGCUGGCCUGGGAGGUGACCGCCAGCAAGUACGUGCUCGAGGGCUACAGCAUCAGCGACAACAACGCCGCCUCCAUGCUGCAGGUGUUUGACCUGAGGAAGAUCCUCAUCACCUACUACGUCAAGAGCAUCAUCUACUACGUGAGCCGCUCUCCCAAGCUGGAGGCCUGGCUGAGCCACGAGGGCAUCGGGGCGGCCCUGCGGCCUGUGCGCACCCCCGGCUACGCCGACUCGGACCCCACCUUCUCCCUGAGCGUGGACGAGGACUACGACCUCCGGCUGGCCGGCCUCUCGCUGCCGGCCUUCUGCGCCGUCCACCUGGAUUGGAUCCAGUACUGUGCCGCCAGGCGGGGCCAGCCCAUGGAGCACGAUUGGAACUCUCCUCUCGUCACCCUGUGCUUUGGGCUGUGCGUGCUGGGCCGCCGGGCUCUGGGGACCGCCUCCCACAGCAUGGCAGCCAGCCUGGAGCCCUUCCUCUACGGCCUGCACGCCCUGUUCAAGGGAGACUUCCGCAUCACCUCCCCUCGGGACGAGUGGGUCUUUGCCGACAUGGAUCUCCUGCACCGCGUGGUGGCCCCUGGGGUCCGCAUGGCCCUCAAGCUCCAUCAGGACCACUUCACGUCCCCCGACGAGUACGAGGAACCCGCUGUGCUCUACGACGCCAUCGCGGCCAACGAGGAGCGCCUGGUGAUCUCGCACGAGGGCGACCCGGCCUGGCGCAGCGCCAUCCUCAGCAACACGCCGGCCCUGCUGGCGCUGCGGCACGUCAUGGACGACGCCUCGGACGAGUACAAGAUCAUCAUGCUCAACCGCAGGCACCUCAGCUUCCGCGUCAUCAAGGUGAACCGCGAGUGCGUGCGGGGCCUGUGGGCCGGCCAGCAGCAGGAGCUGGUUUUUCUCCGGAACCGCAACCCAGAGCGCGGCAGCAUCCAGAACGCCAAGCAGGCCCUGCGCAACAUGAUCAACUCGUCCUGCGACCAGCCGCUGGGCUACCCCAUCUACGUGUCUCCUCUCACCACCUCCUUCGCCGGCAGCCACCCCCAGCUCCAGGCCCUCUGGGGGGGCCCGGUCAGCCUCCAGGCCAUCGCCAACUGGCUCCUGCGCAGCUGGGAGAGACUUCAGAAGGGCUGCGGGGCCGGCUGCAACAGCGGAGGGAACGUGGAUGACUCGGACUGUGGGGGCGGCUCCUCCUCCAUCAGCAAUAACCCUCCGGCCCCCCACCCCACCCCCGAGACCACCGCCGCCCGAGAGCAGCCCUUCCCCCUGGGCUUGGGUCUGGGCUGGACGCUGCGACCCUCCCUGAGCGGAGCCGGCGACGGCUUCUCCUCUCGACGGCGGAGAGAGGGUGGGCCCCCCUCCCUCCAGUGGCCCCCACCCAUGGGAGCUCCCCGGCUCCCAGGACCAGCCCCUUCCCCCGUGCCUGCCUCACCGGCCCCCGAAGGCCCCCAGCCACCCCAGGCCAGCAUACCUGCCCCCUUCAGCUACGAGGGGCUCAGUGGCAAGUGGAGCUUGGGAGGCAAGAAAGGUCUGGGAGGGUCCGACGGGGAAGCGACCUCCGGAAGCCCCAAAGGAGGACCACCCCUGCGCUCUCAGGCGCCCACUGCGUCCCCCUUGGACCUCGGCCUCCCCCUGGAAGUCAGCACUGAUGCUUGUCCGCCUGGCCCUGCCCAGGAUCCUUCUCUCUCGGCCAGACCAGACACCGGGACCCCUGGGGGUGGGAGCAACUGGCUGGCCCCCUCAGAGGAGCAGGAGAGUCCAGCUGCCCAGCCCUUGCUGGAACACCAGUACUGACCAGGCCUGACCCUGAUGGGACUGACCGAGUGCUCAGGGGGCCCAGAGGCCGGCCUCCACCUCGACCUCGCCAAACCGAUGGGCUGGUCCCGUUCAGAGCGCUCUGGAGCCAGGGGGCGGGGCCCUCUCUGCUGGGGGCCGGGACUCGGGACUCAGGGGCCUGGCACCGGGGGCUGGAGCCGGGCCGGGCCAGGGAGGGAGAGAUGCUAGCCCUCCACCGUGGCCUCCCAGGGCCCUGGAGCUUGGGCCGAAGCUCGCAAAGAAUGGGGGGGGGGAAUCUUUUUUUUCCUUUUUUUUUUCUGCUUCUGAGACACCAGAAUUAAUAACACUAUUUUUGAUUUUG
Messenger RNA from Antechinus flavipes (yellow-footed antechinus), 6577 nucleotides. It is a transcript of the gene PCNX3, whose product is annotated as pecanex 3. The record is from RefSeq and is a predicted model, not a curated record. Gene Ontology annotation, cellular component: membrane. Lineage: Eukaryota; Metazoa; Chordata; Mammalia; Dasyuromorphia; Dasyuridae.